Molecule: messenger RNA, 644 nt
Organism: Zophobas morio
Lineage: Eukaryota; Metazoa; Arthropoda; Insecta; Coleoptera; Tenebrionidae
Exons: 2
Coding region: 51-497 (148 amino acids)
Source: RefSeq, a predicted model, not a curated record
AAUGCUUAAGUCAGUCAAUCAAACAUUGUGAAGACAGACUAAUCGACAAAAUGCAAAAACCAUUAGUACUUUUUGCUACAUAUUUGGCUUUGGCCUUAGCAGUACCGAUGCCAAAACCCGCUGACGAAAAACCUAACAAAUUCGACUGGGACGUCCGACAACCUGGAAUCCUCGAUCUGAAAACUACAGGUACUUUCUACGACGAUGGGGGUAAACGUCUUGAUGGUUCAGCCACCUAUUCGAAAAAUUUUGUCGACCGUUCCCAGAGCGUUGGUGCUGGUUUAAAUUACCACGAUUACAAUUCAAGACUGGGUGCUGGGCUAAAUGUGCAAGACUUGGAUGGGGCAGGAACUAGAGUUCAAGCAGACCUAACGAAGACACUUCUGAAAGAUCAGUACAGUAAUAUCGAAGGUGGACUGCGAUAUGGACAAACCUUCAACACCCCAUAUGGAAACAGCGAACCGUUCUUCGGGGGCUUUGUCAGAGGAAGAUUUUAAUUUUUGACAAGCUUGAGGGUGAAAAGGCUGCAGCAUGUUAUUAUUAAAUUUCUGUUAUUUAUUUAUUACUAAAUUAGUUUGUUUUUGUAGCGGCAAUUUUAAAAACAUUUUAACAAAACUGUUCAAUAAAGUAAUUAUUUAUAAACA